AGCCACAUUUCACUCUUAUGCUGCUUGCUUAGUGACAGGAAUAUAUGCAUAGACUCUAGGUUAAUAAUGCUUGUAAGCCACAGGUGAAAGUGGCUCACCAGAGCAACAUCAGGAAAUCUGGCAGACUGGAAGAGAACAGCUGCCCUCCAGGGCAGCUGCAAAGUGUGAAGCAUGGAGGAAAGUAAGAAUGAGAAGGUGAACCAGGCUCAUGUUCUCUUCGACAGAUUUGUCCAGGCUUCAACCUGCAAGGGGACUCUCAAGGCUUUCCAAGAGCUCUGUGACUAUCUGGAACUAAAGCCCAAGGACUAUCGUUCUUUCUAUCACAAACUCAAGUCCAAGCUCAAUUACUGGAAAGCCAAAGCCUUGUGGGCCAAAUUGGAUAAAAGAGGCAGCCAUAAGGACUAUAAGAAAGGGAAAGCAUGCGCCAACACGAAGUGUCUGAUAAUUGGGGCUGGACCCUGUGGCCUUCGUACAGCCAUCGACCUGUCAUUCCUGGGAGCCAAGGUGGUGGUCAUAGAAAAGAGGGAUGCCUUUUCCCGCAAUAAUGUGCUGCAUUUGUGGCCAUUCACCAUACAUGACUUGAGGGGUCUUGGCGCCAAAAAGUUUUACGGCAAAUUCUGUGCAGGAUCCAUAGACCAUAUCAGCAUCCGUCAGCUCCAGCUUAUCCUUUUGAAGGUUGCCUUGAUCUUGGGAAUAGAGAUCCAUGUCAAUGUGGAAUUUCAGGGGCUUGUUUAUCCUCCGGAGGAUCAGGAGAAUGAAAGAAUAGGUUGGCGUGCAUUGGUCCACCCCAAAACCCAUCCAGUGUCUGAGUAUGAGUUUGAAGUAAUCAUUGGAGGGGAUGGCAGGAGGAACACCUUAGAAGGGUUUCGCCGAAAAGAGUUCCGUGGUAAACUAGCAAUUGCUAUCACAGCAAACUUCAUCAAUCGCAACACCACAGCUGAAGCCAAAGUAGAAGAGAUCAGCGGUGUGGCCUUCAUAUUCAACCAGAAGUUCUUCCAGGAUCUACGAGAAGCCACAGGUAUUGACUUGGAGAACAUUGUCUACUACAAAGAUGAUACACACUACUUUGUCAUGACUGCCAAAAAACAGAGCUUGCUGGAAAAAGGAGUGAUACGGCAUGAUUAUGCUGACACAGAGUUAUUACUCUCACGGGAGAAUGUAGACCAGGAGGCUCUGCUAAACUAUGCCAGAGAAGCAGCUGACUUCUCCACUAAUCAGCAGCUGCCAUCACUGGACUUUGCCAUCAAUCACUAUGGUCAGCCAGAUGUGGCCAUGUUUGACUUCACGUGCAUGUAUGCAUCCGAGAAUGCAGCCCUGGUGCGAGAGCAGAAUGGCCACCAGUUACUUGUGGCGCUGGUUGGGGACAGUCUCUUAGAGCCAUUUUGGCCAAUGGGAACUGGAAUAGCCAGGGGAUUUUUGGCUGCAAUGGACUCUGCUUGGAUGGUACGAAGUUGGUCACUCGGAGCUAGUCCUUUGGAAGUUCUUGCAGAGAGGGAAAGCAUUUACAGGCUACUGCCUCAGACCACCCCUGAGAAUGUGAGUAAAAACUUCAGCCAUUACAGCAUUGAUCCUGCCACCCGGUAUCCCAAUAUCAAUGUCAACUUCUUGCGGCCACAGCAGGUACGCCACUUGUAUAAUACAGGAGACUUGAAAGAUAUUCACCUAGAAAUAGAGAACUUUGUGAACUCCAGGACACCAAAGCUGACUCGGAAUGAGUCUGUAGCUCGCUCUAGUAAAUUGCUCAGUUGGUGCCAGAGACAGACUGAUGGAUAUGCUGGUGUUAAUGUGACAGAUCUCACGAUGUCCUGGAAAAGUGGCCUAGCUUUGUGUGCCAUUAUCCACAGAUACCGUCCAGACUUAAUAGACUUUGAUUCUUUGGAUGAGCACAAUGUGGAGAAGAAUAACCAGCUGGCCUUUGACAUCGCUGAAAAAGAGUUUGGAAUAUCCCCCAUUAUGACUGGAAAGGAAAUGGCAUCUGUCGGAGAGCCAGAUAAACUGUCGAUGGUGAUGUACCUCACACAGUUCUAUGAGAUGUUCAAAGACACCAUCCCCUCUAGCGAUAGUCUGGACCUGAAUGCAGAAGAAAAAGCAGCCCUAAUUGCCAGCACCAAAUCGCCUAUCUCUUUUCUCAGUAAACUGGGACAAAGCAUCUCUCGGAAGCGCACUCCAAAGGACAAAAAAGAAAAGGAACUGGAUGGUGCAGGAAAGAGGAGAAAAACCAGCCAAUCUGAGGAUGAGGACAUCCCACGAAGCUACAAAGAAGAAAGGCCCACACUGGUGAGUGCCCUGACAGAAAGGAGAAUUGAUGCUGCCAUUGGGAAUCAGAACAAAGUCAAAUCUAUGGCAACCCAGCUACUGGCCAAGUUUGAGGAGAAUGCACCAGUGCAGGCCUCAAGCUUACGAAGACAGCUGAGGAAUAAGGAACGUUCUCGGACCUGCCCCAAAAAAGUGAUCAUGCUCUCUUCUUCCACUCCACCUUCCUCUCCACCGUAUCCCAGACAGCAGAGAAACAGGGAACCUGGUGCCGACUCUCCCGGGGAGCAGAGUCCCGGACAGGAAAGGCUAGAGACUGAACCGUCUCGACGAUUCUUUGUUGACCAGUGGGAGCUCUCCCUUAGCCUCCGUUCUUCUAAUCGCCCUUCUUCACCUUCAUCUGACUCUCUUCGACAGAAGUACAUAAAGAUGUACACAGGCGGAGUGAGCUCAUUGGCUGAGCAGAUAGCCAAUCAGCUUCAAAGGAAAGAGCAACCCAAAACCCUUCUAGACAAGAAGGAACUGGGCUCGCUCAAAAAGGAGUUCCCCCAAAACCUGGGAGGCAGUGAUGUGUGUUACUUCUGCCGCAAGCGAGUCUAUGUGAUGGAAAGGCUGAGUGCUGAAGGCAAGUUCUUCCACCGCAGUUGCUUCAAGUGUGAAUACUGUGCAACGACUCUGCGCUUGUCAUCUUACGCCUAUGAUAUUGAAGAUGGUAAAUUCUACUGUAAACCUCACUACUGUUACCGACUCUCUGGUUAUGCUCAAAGGAAGAGGCCAGCAGUGGGUCCUCUGUCAGGAAAGGACACCAAAGGACCUCUGCAGGACGCCAUGGCAAAUGAUGGAAGUGGACGGGCAAACACCAUCCCCGCCUCAGCAGAGAGGGCCCCAGGUUCUAAUGUAAAUGGGCUGGAAGAGCCCAGCCUUGCUAAGCGGCUGCGUGGCACACCUGAACGGAUUGAGCUGGAGAACUACCGACUGUCACUGCAGCGGGAAGAAGAACUCGAAGAGGUUCCCGAAGAGACGCUAGCAGAGCAUAACUUGAGCAGUGUGCUGGACAAAGGAACAGAAGAGGAUGUGCCCAGCAGUAGUUCAGAGUCUGAGAUGGAGGAGGAAGAUGAGGAGGAAGAAGAUGAACUAUUGCUGCCUCAGCAACCCCCUUCAGACUUGGGUGGUGUGCCAUGGAAAGAGGCUGUGCGUAUCCAUGCCCUCCUGAAGGGAAAGAGUGAAGAACAGAUUGAGGCUGAGGAAAAUCAUGAGAUUGAGGACAAAGAAGAAGAGGAGGAGGAGGAGGAGGAGGAGGAAGAAGACGAAGAGGAGGAAGAUGAGGAGUCGAGCGAAGCAUCCGACCUUCCCUCCGUACGCCAUGAGGCGGUACAGGCGUGGCUGGAGACGGUCCCUGGAGCUCCAUGUGAGGAUAAUGAUGUGGAGGACGAGCUGGGCACAGAGCCUGCAGACACAGAAGGGCAGGCAGGUGAAGAGGGAGACACAGGUGCAGAGCUGGAUGACGAUGACAUCCCAUCUGAUGCAGAAGCAGAGUUUCGCUUACAUCAAGGUGGCGUAGAAGAGCCAGAACUAAAAGUCUCUGAAGACGAAGAUGAAGAAGGAGCAGAAGAUGGUUCUUGCAGUGUGACAGAAGAUCCAUGCAAGCCAUCCAUCCCUAUCCAGUCAUCUAGUAACAGUGUUCUUCCUCUGUCUCCAGUUGAUAGUCCCAAAGCAAAACAAGCAGAGGAUAUAAAAGAUCCCCUGGCUGAAGUAUCCCGUGCAAUAAAAUCUCCAGAGGCACGCUUUUUUCCUGAGCCUUUCAUUCUUGAUGAAGGACCAAAAGAUGAAAUUUCCAAAGACAGGAAAGUUAAGAGCCCUUUGGUGCCACCAUCUCCAGUGUUAUCCCAGCCAGUUGCAUCACCAGAAGCCAUUGCACCUACAUCACUAGCAGAGUCUCAGCCAGGAGCACCAACAUUGGCUUCAUCCCCAACAUCUGCUCAAAUGCCUAUCUGUUCCCAGCCUUUGCCUUCUGCCGAAACAUCCAUUCCCUCCCCAGUGGAGCCUCCAGUAUGUUUCCAACCUGUCCCAGCCUUAACAUCUACUCCCUUAGCCAAACUGGUCCUUAGGGGCCAGGAUAGUGAGGUGGAAAAACUGGGGAGCCCUACUACUGCAGAAGAAGCCCUGAAACGGAGUAACCUUGUAGAAGAGUUCUGGAUGAAGAGUGCUGAAAUCCGGAGGAGCUUAGGGCUCACCCCAGUAGACAGAAACAAACGCUCAGAGACAAAUUUUACUGUAUCUGCCCUUGAGACAACUCCUCUGAAGACUUUUAAUAGCGAGAAUAUUUCAGAGGAUGAAAGGAUCCAUCUUGUGAAACCCCAGCCUGCCCCAAGAAGGCAGGGACUGUCCAAGUUUGAAAAUGAGCAGAUUUCUCUGCUCACUCCAAAAUCUCCAUCAGAAAAAGAGCUAAAGAAUUCCAGUGAAGUAAGAAGAGAUGUAUCCAGCAGUUCUGGACUUGGCCUUCAGGAGAGCUCAUCUAACAUGAGAACUAUGGCUAGCCAGAGCUUCAACACUUCUGACUCUACCAUGCUUACUCCUCCAUCAAGUCCACCACCACCACCUCCUCAGGGUGAAGAACCAGCCACUUUGCGUAGAAAAAGGCAUCAAGCAGUCUGGCAGAAUGAGGUUGAAGCCAGGUCACCUCCAACACCAGCAUCAACACCUCCUGCUCCCCCACGCCACGAGCUGACCUCUGCUGCCAAAGAGUCAACCCAGGCCAAAAAAGACGACGUGCGGAAGUCCUUUGCAGAGAGUGUGGAUGAGAUUCCAUUUGCUGAUGAUGUAGAAGACACAUAUGAUGACAAGACAGAGGACUCAAGCCUUCAUGAGAAGUUUUUUACACCUCCUACCAGUAGGCCAAGGCCAGAGAAACCACUUCUUUUGCCCUUGGUCAAAGAAAAUGGUGGUCCACCCUCAAUGGAAGGAGGGGUUAACCAAAAGAAGAGAGUAUUGCCUGAAAUUUCUGCAGAGGCCAAGGAGCUUGCUGAAGAAAGAAUGAGAGCCAGAGAGAAGUCUGUCAAGAGCCAAGCACUGCGUGAUGCCAUGGCUAAACAGUUGUGUAAGAUGAAAGAUAUGGAGAUGGCUGCAGCUGCUGCUACUGGGGCCACAAGGGCACGAAAGGCAUCUUCUAUGCCCUUGAAGACCAAAGAGUUGUUUUAUGACUCUCCAAAGCAUCUGGCCUUGAAAAUAGCAGAGGGAUCCACACGAAAACAUGAUGCUGCUGGUGAGAAGUUCUCCGCUCCUGCUGCUGAUGUGACUGGACCUGAAGGGUCUGUCACCUCUUCAGAAGGCUCCAGUGGGAAGAGUAAGAAAAGAACUUCUCUUUUCUCCCCUCGUAAGAACAAAAAGGAGAAGAAAUCAAAAAAUGACAGCAGGCUUUCUGACAAAUCUAGUGGUGGGACAGAGGAAGCAACAAAGCCUAGGUCAUUAUGGAAGUCUGUUUUCUCUGGGUAUAAGAAAGACAAGAAGAAAAAGACUGAUGACAAAUCCUGCCCAAGUACUCCCUCAAGUGGUGCCACUGUGGAUUCUGGCAAGCACAAAGCUUCUCCGUUGGUUACAGCUGCAGAUCUGCAGCUCCGUCAACAUCUGAGUUUCUCGGAGGACUCCGACCUCUCCAGUGAUGAUAUUCUGGAACGCUCCUCCCAGAAAUCCAAGCGAGAGAGAGCCUACACAGAAGAGGAACUGAAUGCCAAGCUGACCCGGCGAGUACAGAAAGCUGCCCGUAGACAAGCCAAGCAAGAGGAGCUAAAAAGGUUACACAGAGCUCAGAUCAUCCAGCGGCAGCUUGAACAAGUGGAAGAGAAGCAGAGACAACUCGAGGAGAGAGGGGUUGCUGUGGAGAAGGCCCUUCGGGGAGAAGCAGACUAUUGGGGAGAGUCUUAUUACAGUGACCUCAUCGACUUGCAUCUGGGUGGCAUGGGUAAGAAGGAUGAUCCCAAGCUGAUGCAGGAGUGGUUCAAGCUGGUGCAGGAGAAGAAUGCCUUGGUUCGCUACGAGUCUGAACUGAUGAUAUUUGCUCGGGAGCUAGAACUGGAAGACAGGCAGAGUCGAUUACAGCAGGAACUCCGGGAGAGGAUGGCAGUAGAAGGUGAGAGCAAAAGGGAACAUUCCGUAGAUUGUAUGUGCGUAUUUCUAGCCUUGUGUAUGCUGAUAGUUUUUGAUAUCUCUGUAGAUCAUCUGAAGACAGAUGAGGAGCUCUCAGAGGAGAAGAGGAUCCUGAAUGAGAUGCUAGAAGUAGUUGAGCAGAGAGAUUCUCUCGUCGCUCUCCUUGAGGAGCAACGGCUUCGAGAAAAAGAAGAAGACAAGGACCUGGAGGCAGUCAUGCUUUCCAAAGGUUUUAGCUUGAACUGGUCCUGAGUUUAACACAUUUACCUCCGCUGGUCUGUGUUGUCCAGUUGGCCUACCCUGAGUUCGCCAGAAUUACGUGGAUAGGAAGAUGUUGAAGGGGAAACCUCCAAAGGGUCCGACAGCAUGCAGGGAUUUGGUUUGAAGCACUCAGAAGCCUUUUGAUAAGUGUGUUGGUUCCAGAAGCUUAAGUUGUCUGCAAGCCAAGCUGAAGAUAAUGAGUUGAGGCUGUGGAGUCUCCUUGAGGUCCUAUACAAUGGACCAUAUUUUUGUGUGUGUGGUAGGAGGGAGAGGAAUAAUCCAUGUGUGGGGAUGGAGGUUAAGGGAAGAAGUACCCUUAACUAAACUGGAUUUAUGGCAGUCCAUUCCUUUCCCGUUUUUACUACACCAGUUCUAAUAGAAGGGAGGGAAGUGGCAACCCUCUCUGGAAAACCACAGCAGCCUGUAGCAGCUUGUAUGGUGGACUCAGCUGUCAAGAGAGAGCUCCAGAAGCCCAGGGCAACACCUUCUUUUCUUUAGUCUUCCUCCCCACCAAAGAAACCUGCAGUUGAUCAUUACGCAUGGAUAUGAAGAAAUAUGAGACAGAAAAGAUAUUACUAGUAUGUGUGAUGAAACUCUGCCUCCCGGUUUUUAGAGAGAUAGGGGCAUCAGGGGACUCUCUCCCUAUCACAGCCUCCUAAAUCAUCAUCUUAUGGGGAAAAAAGGGGAGAAGAAGAGAGAGGGAAGAUGCCCUUCUGCUUUGCUACACACUGGAGAGACAGCUACUGCUGGCCUUAGUCUUCAUGGCCACAGCUCAGAGGCUGGUGGGCUUCUUUGUUCUGUUUUUGUUGUGACUGUUUUGACACUGGAAAAUACUGACCGUGGGACAGUGGUAAGUGUUUGCUGGGGCAGGGGUGUUAAGAGGCAGCAUUCCCUGGCUGUUAGGCCCCUAAAAGGGAGAAGCCCUUAAGUGACUGAACCACCAUUAAGACUUUUCAGUGUUUUUAUUUUUUUCCUCUGUAUUUUGUUUUUGCACAUUGGAAUCAAAGCUUAAGACCUGCCUGGGCCCUCAGUCACUUUGACCCUUUUAUGUCAAUUAACUUAUUUUUUUAAUACUUGAAAGAAGAUUCAUUUUUGUAUCUUUUAGGAAAAAAAUGGACGAGUGAUGGGUGUGUGUGCCUGCUGCAUCCUACAACUUCCACUUCUAAAUUACUGGACGUUGUUACCUGUGGCUAUUUAUUAGUGUUCUUAUUAAUAAUUUGAUUUUUACACAUAUUUGAUUGUGGAGGGAGUGUUUUAACUCUGUUAGAGAAAGACACUACUGCGGAUUGGUCCCUGCUUCACAGCAAGGACAGCCUUUAUGUACCCAUGGAUGUAUCCUGCCCUAGGAGUUUUCCUUUAUGACAAAAUCCUGUGCACUCAUGGAGUUGUAAGAAUCUCUUUGUGUUCCUAGCAUACUUUUCUUCUGCAUCCUAGAUUCCCUCUGUUGGACUAAUAAACCUAUAAUUUAUUUAAAUUUUACAUUUUUAUAAUAAGAAAGCCAAAGCUGUGAGGUAGAAAUAUCCCAUAUGUCUCUUUCUCGCUCAAGGAGGGGGGACACACUCCUGAGAUACAGCUAGAGGGACUUCCAUGAAAACAAAAAUAGCACAUUUCCUGCUGCAUCUGAUGGAAGAAGCUCCUUUUGGCUCAGCUAGUGACGCUGCUGCUUUUCAGCCAGGAGGGUACUCAUUGUAAUUGUACGUUAACCAAUGAGCAGGAUAUGCACUGAGCAAUUCAGUGCGAUUCACUGACGAAUUCCCUCAGCACACUACUAUGUCCUUAACUUGUCCCGGCAGAGCUGAAAUAGCACUGUGCAUUGGGUACGUGUCCCACCCUUAACAUGAUGUGUUAAGAGGUUUUCCCCCCUUGGGAGGUUGUCUGUGUUCUCUUCUUGUUAAAGAAGUACUAAGCCUGCUCUCCAAUGUCUUUGUGAAAGUGUCCCAUUCCCAAGCAUAUUCAUACAGUGUACUAACUCUUUCAGCUUGAAUUUACGCUGUUGGUGCAAGGCACCCAAGCAGGGCUGAACAUCCUUUAAUCUUUUGCUCCAGGACAGAAUUUACCAUGGUUUCUUGCUGUUGGUUCUCUCUCCUUCAGGGAGGUCUUCUGUAAGCCAGGGUCUAUUUGAAUUCACCUCUGACUCAGGAGCAUACCUCAGGCUGAGGAAGAAUGGCUAGGACUGUCCCCAGAGACUCUGAGCAGUGCUGGUUAUUAACUGUGGAAACAUGGUUUUUCUGCCUCAAGUGUUCCCCCUUUACCUCCCCCCUAGUGUUUUCUGCUAAGGCAUUACAAAUUAAAUCCAGACGCUCCUGAAACCAAGCAGGCAGGCAGCUGCAGUGCUACUUCGUAAUUGUGCAUGUUAGCAAGUGGUACCUGCUAUACCAGCAUCACAGAGUGUUGGCUUACCCGCAGGAUGUCCAACAGAAUUCCCCCCAUUUGCCAGUGCAGGGGCCAGCUGCACAAGUCAAAUUGGCAAUGGUAGUUCACAUAGUCUGCAUCUGAGGGGCCAGUGGAAGCUGGAGAGGAGGAGGGAAGAAGGAGGGAAGCUAGAUAACAUAGUUUGUUGUAAACUGUCUUGUGGAGAGAAUUGGCCUCAGUCCGUUUUAUAGUGCACUAGGUAUAUGGACCACAUCUAACUGCUAACAAAAGAUCAUUGAAUGUGAGCCGUAGAACAGAAAGAAAUCCUGAAGAAGAAAUACCAGAUUACUACUUUUCCCUUUCAUGCUGGGGGACGCUGGCCAGAUCUUUGCAAUACUGAAGAGUGGUAUCACUUGAGGGUGUAAUGCCCUACUGCAGGGGAAAACUGCGUAUUCUAAACCUGAACUCUUUAGGUUAUGCUGAAGGCCUCCAGCAGUGAGAAUGAAUAUGAAGAGCUAACAUCGCACAUGCAAAUUAAUUAAAAAUACACGAAAGGGAAUGUUAAAAGGCCUUUUUUACAAAUGGUUGUAAAAGGCACAACUUGUAUUUGCUGUUCCGUUGCACUUUAAGAAUAUGACUUGCAUAUCAGAUACUGAGUUUUUUUUACUAUCUGAAUAUUUUUAAUUCAAAUUUUAUAUUUUUAAAGCUGAAGAAGGCUCUUGUGACCACAAGAUCCCUUAUUUGUAUCAGAAUCCAAGUAGGAUGUUCUAGCUCUUUGUGCUGCCCGGGUGGGCAGCAGCACAUGACUCAGCCAUGUGCAUUUAAUGACCCGUGUCCAUUUUGUGUAUGAGGGUAGCGAAAAGGCCCUCAGCUUGUGAGAAGUGGGCACACAAGGGCAUCCAUCCCCAUGUGACAGGGUCCAUACCAGGGUCUGGCCGCUUCCUCCCUGCACUAGUAGGAGGAGAGCCGAGCUUGGAACCUAGCCUGUGUUCAUUUUGAAAUGAGCACACUGAGGAUGGGGCAAGCACUUCAGUCCCCUAUGGGGAAGGGAGGGGGAUACCACCUCCUGGAAACACCUGGGAGGCAAAUGGGGAUGGGGGAGUGAGGACUGCCAAAACAACUAAUCUGCUGUUUUCACAGUACAAUUCUUUUUUUUAACUGUUCUGUUCCUUUUAACCAUGUUUUCAUUAAAACUCACAAACGGCUGUAAAAUCCUGAGCUUCAAAGAACUAAUGUGUGGGGAGGUGACAAGAUGUUUCAGCUCCAACUUCCAGACAUAUUCCUUCUUUCAGUUAACCAAUACCCCAUGGUCUCACUAGGGCAUGUUACAAACUGCGUUGCUGAACAUAUUUUAGAGCAAACCGCAAGUUUUAAAAGUCUGUCCUUCUCUCUAUCCGUCUCUGCAUUUUAUGUAAAUAUUUGUUUGUAUGUAAAGACACCAGUGGAUCCUUGGGUUACCCCCAGGGUCAAGAAUCUGAGUUUUGUGCAAUGCCUAGGCCUCUUUUAGAACACGGUGCUUGCAUAGAGCUAGUCACCACAUUUGUGUGCACUCUGGUGGUUUUUAAUAUUUUUAUACAUCCUAAUCCUGAACAUUAUGAAGUAUUAUAAGUGGUCUAGACUGCAUGAUCUAGAGCAGCCGGCAGUUCCAUUUUCUUAGCAGCUGUUCCUAAAAUGUGCACAGAUACACCUUGUUUGGUUAACAUUCUUUUAAAAUGAGUUUUCAAUUAAGUGUUUACACCAGACACCAGUGGAUGACAAAGGUGUUGCGUUAUAAAAUCUCCUGUGUACAAACUGAAAAGCCACAAUAUGGCUUUAUGGGAAUUUCAGUCAUCGCUGUCUGCAAUAAAGAGAACUCUAAAGCAUACUAAAAACCAGCCUGUAUAUAGUUCACAGAGAAGGAGAUUGCUGGCUUCUGACCAUUGCAAAAUAACAGAGAUUAGAAGCUUUCCAAAAGUUCCUGCUUUUGGAUUGCUCAGAGUACUGCUAUAUAGGCAGGGUAGCUGGGCAGAUGAGGUCAUCGCUGAAAGCAGAUGUGAAGGGGAGGAUGCCAUGUUGUCAUGGCAUUGCAGUAAUUUAAAUACUCUGUAUCUGUGCGUGCAUGCGUGUGUGUGAAGUCUAAUCCAGGGGAAGGGAUCUGCUUUGGCAUCUUCCCUUUUGUAUGAAAGUGAACUCUGAUAUUCAGAUUGUUCAAGGCUUUUAUGGUUGGCAUGUAUGGAGUGUUAACAGAAAAGCGUAUACCCUACCUGUAAAAAAAA
Haliaeetus leucocephalus (bald eagle) is the source of this 11264-nucleotide messenger RNA. It is a transcript of the gene MICAL3, whose product is annotated as microtubule associated monooxygenase, calponin and LIM domain containing 3. NCBI's taxonomy places the organism in Eukaryota, Metazoa, Chordata, Aves, Accipitriformes, Accipitridae. The record is from RefSeq and is a predicted model, not a curated record. The transcript has 36 exons. Gene Ontology annotation, molecular function: FAD binding; protein binding. Bases 172 to 6648 code for a protein of 2158 amino acids.